Molecule: messenger RNA, 6474 nt
Organism: Paramuricea clavata
Lineage: Eukaryota; Metazoa; Cnidaria; Anthozoa; Malacalcyonacea; Plexauridae
Source: the annotation of a GenBank genome assembly
GUGCCAUAUGCCUUGCGACCUAAGGUAGAAGCCGAGCUAACACGCCUUGAAAAGGAAGGGAUUCUAAACAAGGUGGAACAUAGUGAGUGGGCAACCCCUAUUGUACCUGUGGUCAAACGAAAUGGCUCAGUACGAAUAUGUGGGGAUUUCAAAGUCUCUGUUAACCCGGUUUUAAUCGCAGAACAAUACCUUUUGCCCCGUAUCGAGGAUAUUUUUGCCAAUCUGGCUGGGGGUAAGCAUUUUACCAAAUUAGACUUACGCCAAGCCUAUCACCAAAUGGAGGUCACUGAAGAGACACGAAAGUAUUUGACUAUUAACACACAUAAGGGUCUAUUUCAGUAUCAGCGGUUAGUUUUCGGUGUGACGUCAAGCCCAGCAAUUUGGCAACGUGCCAUGGACCAGGUGUUACAGGGUAUACCUGGAACACAAUGCAUCCUUGACGACAUGAUAAUUACCGGAAAGUCCAAUGAAGAGCACUUAGAACGGUUAGAGGAAGUUCUAAAGCGAUUACAAGAGGCAGGUCUGAGAGCAAACAAAGAGAAGUGUGAAUUCUUCAAGGAGAAAGUUGUGUUUUGUGGCCAUGAAAUUGAUGCCAAUGGUUUACACAAAACCCAAGAGAAGAUCGAGGCAGUAGUGAACGCCCCUAGGCCCGAAAAUGUGUCACAAGUUCGAUCCUUCCUAGGACUGGUAAAUUACUAUAAUCGGUUUCUCCCCAACGCAGCUUCAGUUCUUCACCCACUACAUGAAUUGCUUCAGAAAAGUCACAAGUGGAAGUGGACUGAACAAUGUGAGAAAGCUUUUAAAAAUGCCAAGCACUUGAUAACCUCUGACCUAGUCCUAACCCACUACGACACAACGCUUCCAGUUAAGAUCGCAUGUGAUGCUUCACCAACCGGAAUUGGUGCAGUGUUGUCGCAUGUUAUGGCAGAUGGAAGUGAAAGACCAGUGGCUUUUGCAUCCAGAUCCCUCACCAAGACGGAGCGCAAGUACUCCCAGAUUGACAAGGAAGCACUGUCAAUUGUGUGGGGGGUCAAGAAGUUUCACAUAUAUUUGUAUGGGCGACGGUUUACACUAGUCACUGACCAUAAACCUCUGACAUCCAUUUUCCAUCCAGAAAAAGAAAUACCCAUAAUGACGGCCACAAGACUCCAACGCUAUGCAUUGUUCCUAGCUGGAUUCGAAUACGACAUUGAGUACAAGAAUACGAAAGAACACUGUAAUGCAGAUGGUCUAUCACGACUACCACUGCCAAUGACGGAGAAAGAGGAUACAGCUGUGGAUGCAGCUGACGUGUUUCAUGCAACCCAGUUAAACAUUCUCCCAGUCACCAGUGAAUCGGUAGCUAAAGAGACAAAUCGUGAUCCCAUAUUAGCCAGAGUUUAUGAUUCAAUAGUUAAAGGUUGGUCAGCACGUUUCGAGGGAGACAAGCCCUACCAUGACCGACAGAGUGAACUUACAGUUCAUCAAGGUUGUAUCCUUUGGGGAAUGAGAGUGGUCAUCCCUAGCAAGUUGCAAGAGAGAAUUCUGCGAGAGCUACAUGAUAGUCAUUUGGGUAUCGUCAAGAUGAAGGCCCUAUCACGAAGCUAGGUGUGGUGGCCAAACAUCAACCAACAGUUGGAGAACGUAGCGAAAACCUGUAGUGGUUGUCUACAGAACCAAAAGAUGCCAUCCAAGGUAUCCUUACACCCAUGGGAAUGGACCACUUCACCAUGGCAACGUGUACAUAUUGAUUAUGCUGGUCCUUUUAAGGAUACUAUGUUCCUGGUGGUGGUCGACGCACACAGCAAGUGGCCAGAAGUAAUUCCUAUGAAGUCGACAACCGCAGCGAAGACCAUUGAAGUACUACGAAAUUUGUUUGCACGAUUCGGAAUCCCGGAACAGAUUGUCUCCGAUAAUGGCCCCCAAUUCGUCUCAGAAGAAUUCCGGUCGUUUAUGAAAUCUAAUGGAGUAAAACACAUCACCUCUGCCCCAUACCACCCUGCUACAAAUGGCCUUGCAGAAAGAUCAGUGCAAACAUUCAAACAGGCACUGCGUUCAAUGGAAGAAAGUUCGAAGCCAAUUCAAGAGAAGUUAGCAAAAUUUCUUAUAACCUAUAGAAAUACCCCACAUUCAACAACUGGAGAGAGCCCAGCACAACUUAUGCUUGGCAGGCCAAUACGGACACGUUUAGACUUAGUUAAACCUAAUCUGAACAGGAAGAUGGUGAUCAAACAACAGGAGCAGAGCAGGAAGUCUGCCAGUGCCAAGAACAGAGCAACACGGCAGUUGGAAGUGGGAGACAUGGUAAUGGCACGUGAUUACCGAGGAAAUCUAAAGUGGAGAUCGGGAAAGGUCAUUGAAAGGAUCGGACCUUUGAUGUAUAAGAUCGAAGUGACAUCGGGCGUAAUCUGGCGCAGACAUAUUGACCAACUGCUGCCAACCGAAGUUAAACUAAGCACAAUACAGGACAGGGAGCAAACUGCAAAUAUGGGAGUAGUGCAGCCGGAAGUGAUAUCCAGUUCAAGUGAACAGACAUUGCCAAUAGUAGCAGCAGACUUGCAAGUGCAACAGGGCUCCAGCACCCACGAACUUGUAAAUGAGAGCACUACAGAGACAUCAAUGCCUCUGGCGACAACGAGCGAACGAAGAUAUCCAGAAAGAGUGAGGAAACCACCUGUGAGACUUGAUCUCUAAAGUAGCAGUGUUACGGACAGAUGUAGGGGUUAGAACGUAUAUUUACAGUAUAUAGAUAUACAGCAAAGACUGUUAAUUAUGACUUUAAUGUUAAUGUUAUGUGCAGCAAAGACUGGAUAUUAACUGGACAAUUUUUAGUAGGGAGGAGAUGUUAUGGGUUACCUAUGUUAUUAGGAUGCGCGCGCAUCCACCAUGUGUUCGGGAUGAGUGCUUCUUGUUGAGUGAUACACGAAAUAUAAUAUAGCUAUUUAAUAGAAAGCAAAUACACAACAGUUUUGACCCGAUUGCGGCUGCAGCACGGUUCAAGCAGCGACACAUGUCAUGAAAAUCCUCCUUGGGACCGGUUGUGGGGCAUCAGCCCCAUCCGCUUGUUCAUGCGUAUUUGAUAAUUCUACUUACUCAGACUGCACCUCGUCUUGUUUGCGUGUGCGCGAUCCAGAUACGUGCGGGCGAACUACACAAGCACUAUGCGGUUUGGGAUCGGUUAUCGCAACAGCUUCCCAAUAGAAUGGAGAUUCUCGGCUGGAUCGAUCAUGGGGUGUCUGUGUCUGAUUAUUUGCAACAUUUUUCGGGACAGUUUUGGGGAGUCCAUUAUGACUGGGACGCCCCGGUAUCACAAGUGUUCCAAAACCAUAGGAUAGUACUUCUGCCCGUUUGGCAGCUUCGGUCGAUGGUCUUCAAUCGACGACAGAUCUUACGCACAUGUAUCAGGAUCUGAACGCGGUUAAACAUUUCAUCCUUGCUUUUCCACCAUUCACUUCUUAGAUGGGCGGUUGUUUUGACUUUAUUUAAUUAUGUUGUUUGAUCGCAUUGGUUCUGACUUUCCGCUUGUAGGCCCGAACUGUUGUCCAGCGGGGGGCGUGUCGGACAAUAUUGGAUUUUGUGUAUGGAAAAUAUGCAUGUGGGGAUGAGUUGGGGGUUACUUGAGUGUGGGGAAUGUGAGUAUGGGGAAUAAGUGGGGAGAUUUUGAGUAUGGGGAGUUGAGGGUGGGUAUGGGAGGAAAUGGUGGGAGAGAAAGAGGUAGGAAGCAGGGCUGAAUUCCGUGUGGAUCCUACCUCCAUGUUUCGAAUGAAACAAUGGAUCUUCCUUUUCCCCAAUACUUAAUCAGUGAUCCGUGGAAGAAUGGCCAGUUUGGAUAGUUUACUAUUCAAACUGGCAAAAUGUUCCGCGGGAACUGAUUGAGUAUUAAAAUGUGCAUAAGGGGUGUGUUUAUUGAAUAAUUGAUGAAGAGAAAUGCAUAAAAGACUGGAUCGCCGGUAAUACAGCUUGUUUUGUGCUGAUCGCCGCGGGGAAGAAGUGUUUAUGCAAAGAGAUUAAAUCACGGACCAGGGUGGGUGGGUGGGAGGGUUGGGAGUGGAGAGGGAAUAUAAUUUGUAUGUGGCAUGUUGUGCAGCCCCCACCCUCCCACCCCAUUCUUCGGCUAUCCAUGCUGGUCUUCCGCUGCGGAUUCUACCUCCAUGUUUCGAAUGAAACAAUGGAUCUUCCUUUUCCCCAAUACUUAAUCAGUGAUCCGUGGAAGAAUGGCCAGUUUGGAUAGUUUACUAUUGCUGUUGUGAUUAAAUGCAUGCAUAAAUUUUGCUUUAUGCACUCGCGUAUGCAAUAAUUUUGACAGUUGUGCUAAUUUAAAUUCCCAGGCGCCUAAAAUCUUUUGUCUUUAAAACAAUGUCAUUUCUUGGGAAAUUCCGAGGUUGCGUUUUUUUAUACAUCCUGUAGGAAUAUAACGAAAUUUGUAGAGCGAAUAUUUUGUCUCAUCAGCUCUCUUCUGGAACUAAUUAGAUUUGUCUUUGCUAAUUAGUUCCACUCGAGAAAUCACAAGACAAAGAGAAAUUCCGCUCCGCGCGGAAAAUUCGGCUUAGCGGAAAACGGCCUUUAGGAAAAAAUAUUCUUCUAAACAUGUUAGAUGGCAAAACCAGGAUUUAUAUUAGGAUCUCCAAACGUUUACUGGUUAAAAAUAUUUAUUUGGACGACCUUUCGACUGCCAGUCUGCAGUCUUCGACAGGUAUUCGAAGUGAAUGCCAGAACAAUACCGCUUUCUGCUCAAAAAACCUUAAAUUAUUUUCAAUGUAAACAGUCAUUAAUCUUAUAUGCGUUGGCGGAACUGUCAAUAAUUGUAUGUUGUGUGAGAAUAUUGUAUUUGUAAACCGGUACCACUGUAAAUAUCACAUUUACUUUAAUCUAUACCCGUGGAAGACUGCAGACUGGCAGUAGAAAGCUCGACCAAAUAAAUAUUUUAAACGAUGCAGUGACGUUUGAAACUCUUAAAAUAUUGUUCGUCGCUUUCCCGACCUCAAGCCCGUCAGCCUAACGACUUUCGAGUUUGAUUGCGACAUUACAUCGUGGAACGCAAUACUGAACUGGGCAAAUAUUGUCGGUGUUUAGGAAGAUACGUAAAACACGUUGUGACUGUUUUCGGUGAAGUAAACAUGUCUGAUGCUGUAUUCUCCUUGUUGAUCGGUUGGACAAUAGCUUUUGCCACAGUAAGGUUUUGAUAUUUCGUCCAAAUAAAAUCCAAAUAGCUUCAUGCACUCCUUCAAAACUUUGUAAGCAGCUUGUAUAAUUAAUCAGAUGAAGUCAUGUGAUAGAUAUAUCUGGUGACAUGUCAUGUAUAUUUCUAUAAAUAUAUAUUUAUCGAGGACAACCUUUCCUAAAUUCACCAGUCAUUGCCUAAGAGGUUGUCCAGCUUAAAUAUAUCUAAAUACCUAAAUAUCGAUCACGUGACAUGUAUUUAUUCGUGGGUAUUCGUGGGGCGUGCGUGGUAAUUGCGAGUUCGAUUAGCGUGGUGAAAUUUUCCACAAUGACAAGGCCUUAUUCGAAUGAUUUACGCUGUAGGAUGAUAUAUCAACGAUAUUUUUAUAAUAGAAGCUAUGAGGGCACAGCUUCACAAUUAUUUGUUUGUUCGAAAACCGUCUAUCGGACAGUUAGAACUUUUGUAAACACGGGUGAUGUGAAACCAUGCCGUCUCUUGGUCGCCCGACGGGAAACAGCUAUUAGAGAGUUUGAGCAAGACAACGAAGUCGGACGACGACGACGUGGUUGACAAUGUUUGCCUGUCUUGCACAUUACCUUGCGCAUUCUGAGUUUAGGGUCAGGAGUGAAGACAGAUUAGAGAUUCAUGUCUAGCUGUUUGUGAAUGAUGACCCAAAUCCUUACCCUGAUCAGGAUAAAACAGCGAGAUAUGAAUCCAUAUCCCGUCUUCGUCUUCUGCCUUCGUUCACAACGAAUAUUUUGGAAAAAUUCGUUGUGAAUUUCGUUCUGCACGAAAGCAGAAGGACAAAGACAGGAUAUAGUUUCAUGUCUCGCUGUUUUUUUCUGUAUCAGGGCAUGAAUUAUGGUCAGUAUCAUAAACAGUGACACAUGGGAAGACACGUUGAGCAACCACCACUUACGUCAACACCGGUAUGUGCAAGAUAAUGUACAGAUGGCAAAAAUUGUCAAGUAUGCCUUCGUCUUCGUACUUCGUUGUCUUGCUCAAACUCUCUAUUUCCCCAUGAAGAAUACAUUAUAAUGGAUUGUAUACUUCGCAACCCGCAAAUGCAGCUCUAUGAAAAUGAUAAUAUCGCCAGUGUCACUGGAUCAGCGUUUGGGCCGAAGACGCUAUGCCGUGCUCUAUAUAGGCUUGGAAUAACGCGUAUAAGAAGGUAAGCUGUGACAUUUUCAAUAAGUUAGUGUGGCUGUGCCAUAACACACAUGUUGUUUCACCGAGCCGGCCUAUGAGCAAUGUCUAAUACGUCUUAUAAUAAAAAAAUGUGAUAAUUUUGAAAACUGAUUUCCUUUUCUCCAGAUACAUAGAGUUGCUCUUCA